Molecule: messenger RNA, 2118 nt
Organism: Ictalurus furcatus (blue catfish)
Lineage: Eukaryota; Metazoa; Chordata; Actinopteri; Siluriformes; Ictaluridae
Gene: lman2
Product: lectin, mannose-binding 2
Exons: 8
Coding region: 15-1061 (348 amino acids)
Biological process (GO): endoplasmic reticulum to Golgi vesicle-mediated transport; endoplasmic reticulum organization; Golgi organization
Cellular component (GO): COPII-coated ER to Golgi transport vesicle; endoplasmic reticulum membrane; endoplasmic reticulum-Golgi intermediate compartment
Molecular function (GO): D-mannose binding
Source: RefSeq, a predicted model, not a curated record
ACUAGCUCGCGAAAAUGGCUACAGUUAGGCAACCGUCAUCUUUUUUCAGCUACCCCCGCAAAGGCGUUUGCAAAAUAGUCCUACCUUUGUGGUUGUUGCAUUUUUCUUCUGUGUGCUCCGAUAUAACAGACGGCAACGCUGAACACUUAAAGCGGGAGCAUUCACUCGUAAAGCCGUACCAAGGUGUUGGAACAAGUGCUUCGAGUCAAUGGGAUUUUUGGGGGAGUACAUUAGUUACAAGCCAGUAUGUACGCCUGACACCUGAUGAACGUAGCAAGCAAGGAUCCAUCUGGAACACAGUGCCCUGUUACUUGAAAGACUGGGAGAUGCAUGUGCAGUUUAAAGUUCAUGGAUCAGGGAAGAAGAAUCUGCAUGGGGAUGGCAUUGCCAUUUGGUACACAAAAGAGCGAUUACAUCCUGGACCAGUCUUUGGAAACCAGGACCAUUUUGUAGGCCUGGCUGUUUUUAUGGAUACUUUCCGCAAUGACCUCCACGGCAUGGAUCGGUCCUUUCCCUACAUUUCUGCAAUGGUAAGUAACGGCUCGCUGUCGUACGAUCACGGAAACGAUGGCCGCACAACAGAACUGGGGGGCUGCUCGGCUGAAAUCAGAAACAAAGACCACGACACGUAUCUUGCUAUUCGAUACUCCAAAGGCAGACUCACAAUUAUGGUUGAUGUUGAUGACAAGAAUGAGUGGAAAGAGUGUAUUGACAUCUCGGGUGUCCGCCUCCCUACUGGCUACUAUUUUGGAGCGUCUGCAGCCACAGGCGAUCUCUCGGACAACCAUGAUAUCAUCUCUAUGAAAAUGUACCAGUUGAUGGUAGAACACACUCCUGAGGAGGACAGCCAAGACUGGACUAAGAUUGAGCCCAGUGUCAGUCUGCUCAAGUCUCCUAAAGACAACGUUGACGAUCCAACUGGUAAUUUCCGGAGUACACCUCUUACGGGUUGGAAGGUCUUCCUGCUUCUCCUGUGCGCUCUUCUCGGGAUUGUUGUUUGCGCUGUUGUGGGAGCAGUGGUCUUUCAGAAACGACAAGAGAGGAACAGGAGGUUUUACUAGACAUGACAUCAGUCUAAACUGGACAAUUUUUAAAAACUCAAAAGAAUGUGGAUGGAUGGGAAAGGUUAAUGUGAAUUUUUUUUUUUUUUUUUUUUUUUUUUUAGCAGUUGAAAUAUUGAAGAGAACAAUUAACUAAAAGGGGGGUAUUGGGUAUCAGCAGUGGUUUUGGUUCAUGUAAUGUAUACCAGAUCACAUUUGUAAAAAAAAAAAAAAAAAAUUUUCAAAAACCAACAAACUGUUUAAAUCAGUGUGGAGACCAUGCUACGAGACUAAAUUUUCAUAUCUACACUGUUUAAUCUACACUUACCACUCUGAUCUGUUUACUAGUUUGAUUUGUUUUAAAUAUGUGUAAAUCAUGUACAUGAUUGUAGUGCUAUUAGUUUCAGUCAGGGUAUGUUUUCAUGUUUUCAGUUACUUACUAUUUGGGAUUUAAAGUGGAUUAUCGUCAAUUUUAAGGGUUGAAUGGGGUUUGGUGUUAAUUCACUGGGUGUAGAUUUGAGAAACUAUGGAUUGUAUCCUAGCUCAAAGCUACAGUCGUUUUGUCCUUUAAAAAAACACCACCACAGAACAACGAGGUUCUUGAUCAUAUUUGCUGCAUUUUGUUACUGCUUUUUAGGAAGAGCAAAAGAAAUGAAAAAGGUUGUUGAAAAAAACAAGUUAAGCUGAUUUCUGUCCAGUUUACCAGCCUGCACCAUAACUGUUUAUGGUGUUUUUUUUUUUUUCUUCAGCUCCAGCAGUAUUGUCUCUUUACUGGCGAUUGCAAAAGCUAAGCGUUAUUGGCUGCAUACAUCUAUGAAAUGGCGAUCUGCAUUUGCUCAAAUAUAAAUGGCUUAAUUCAGUACACAUGUAAGGACACAGCACAAUUUGCAGAAUUUAACAGAAUGAAACAGUGAGGCUUAAUUGUCAACUUGAAAUAACAAACCUGUAUGAUGAGAAUCUUGUGAAUGUAACACAGAACAUGUUGCGGACUGUACCGUACACAAGUAAAUUUUCUGUGAACUACAAAGGGCAGGAAUUGUACAAGGACUGGAUGGUAAAUAAAGAAGUUCUUCCAGUA